Molecule: messenger RNA, 1151 nt
Organism: Neocloeon triangulifer
Lineage: Eukaryota; Metazoa; Arthropoda; Insecta; Ephemeroptera; Baetidae
Gene: Tfb4
Product: general transcription factor IIH subunit 3
Exons: 6
Coding region: 178-1053 (291 amino acids)
Biological process (GO): nucleotide-excision repair; regulation of DNA-templated transcription
Cellular component (GO): transcription factor TFIIH core complex; transcription factor TFIIH holo complex
Source: RefSeq, a predicted model, not a curated record
UUUCUUAUUCAGCUCAUGCUCGUGUUUACAAACAAUUUGCACAAUUUUACCUCCAAGAAAAAUCAAAUUUUUGGCAACUGCUUGCAAAAUUUAAAUGUUAUUUACUCGUCUGAAGCUUUGACUGAAAAUUCUUCACAUGAUUUCCUCUUAACCUUUUUCAAAAACGAUCUCUAAAACAUGGAAAACGAAGAUCAAUCAGAGUCGAGUCUGUUAGUACUGGUGCUGGACAUCGGGUUGAGCAGGGCGACCACCCUGAGGAAUGACCCUGCCCUGGCGGCGCAGGUGCUCGAAGCGGUGAUCGCCUUCAGUAAUGCUCACCUCAUGAUGAAGCUGAAGAACCAACUGGCCCUAGUGGCCUGCGACACGGAAACGACCGAGUGGAUCUACCCUGAGGACAAGAAGAGCGACUUAGCAGAACUGCGGCAGCAGGACGGCCAGCACGAGUUGUUCAAUGAACUCGAACGGACCGUCCGAAGGAAAAUCGCCGAGUUGCUAAAACGCAGUGCCGGGGCCACCGGCAAGGGCGAGAGCAUGCUUUCGGGGGCCCUCGGCAGGGCCCUUUGCUACAUCCACCGACUGCAGCAUGAGGAGAGAAGGGUCAACGCCAGGGUGCUCGUGGUCACUGCCAACGGACAGAGUGUUUCGCAGUACAUGAACUUCAUGAAUGUGUUCUUCACUUCUCAGAAAUUGGGUGUGUUGAUUGAUGUUUGCUGUUUGGGACCCGAAUCGAGUCUUUUGCAGCAAGGCUGUGAUAUUACCGGAGGACAGUACUUCCGAGCGCCUCAACCGCAAGGCCUCCUCCAAUAUCUUUUAUGGGUUUUCCUGCCUGAACCGCUGCUUAGAAAUAAACUCGCUCUUCCUCCGAGAGUCAAGGUUGACUACAGAGCUGCGUGCUUUUGCCACAGAGAACUGGUGGACAUUGGAUUCGUCUGUUCUGUUUGUUUGUCGAUCGUCUGUAAAUUCAGCCCAAUAUGUACAACAUGCCACACUGUUUUCAAAGCUCCUGGUGCCCUGCCUGUAAAGCCGAAGAGGAAAAAACCCAAAUUGGCAUAAUAAGAAGACUCAUAAUCUUUUAAAUUUAAUUUGUUAAUAAUAAGUAAAAAAAGAAGCUGAAAAUAAAUUCAUUGAUCCGAGUUAAAAUUUUGGAUCAA